CUUCGGGAUUAUGUCAUCCGGCGGCAGAUCGAGCCCUUGGCUGCUUGUAUAGUCUUCCCGCGAGCAAAGGCUGCUGCUGCUGAAGGAGCGAGGUCGCACGUCUGAAGUGCCGAAGCCGCAGAGAUCGGGAAGAAGGAAGCUCGGCGCUCGGAACCUGGAAAAGCUCUUUCUCCUGCAGGCGCGCCACCCACCCACCCACCUACCCGGACUCCGAACCCGACCGCUUCCCGGCGCCUCUCGCCACUGCCUUCCGCGGCUGUGGCUCGGCGGAUCUCGUUGUCUUUAGGGGUCUCCCGCACCGGAGCUGGGCGGAUGCCGCCGCAGCAAGAAGGAGAAACCGGCUACAUCAGCAAGCCGCUGCCGGGCGGCUGCGAAGUGCCUCCGGUGCCUCCGCGUCGGGUCCGCAGCAGCCGAGCGGCGGCGUUGGGGGCUGCCUUGGGGAGCCGCUGCCGGGCUGGAGCUGGCGGAGGGGCCGGCGCGAUCGGAGCGGAGCCCCGGCGCAGCAUCAAGUGUGUGCUGGUGGGAGACGGCGCGGUGGGUAAAACCAGCCUGGUGGUGAGUUACACCACCAACGGCUACCCUACGGAAUACAUCCCGACCGCCUUCGACAAUUUCUCAGCUGUAGUGUCUGUAGAUGGCCGACCAGUGAGACUCCAACUCUGUGACACAGCCGGGCAGGAUGAAUUUGACAAGCUCCGCCCACUGUGCUACACCAACACAGACAUCUUUUUGCUCUGCUUCAGUGUAGUGAGCCCUUCAUCUUUCCAGAAUGUGACCGAGAAAUGGGUCCCUGAAAUCCGAUGUCACUGCCCCAAGGCCCCUAUUAUUCUUGUCGGGACCCAAUCGGACCUCCGAGAAGACGUCAAAGUACUCAUUGAGCUUGACAAAUGCAAAGAGAAGCCUGUGGCGGAGGAGGCCGCAAGGCUCUGUGCCGAGGAAAUAAAAGCCGCCUCUUACAUCGAAUGCUCCGCUUUGACUCAGAAAAACCUCAAAGAAGUCUUUGAUGCAGCCAUUGUGGCUGGCAUUCACUACUCGGAUACUCAGCAACAGCCAAAGAAAUCCAAAAACAGGACUCCAGACAAGAUGAAAAACCUCUCCAAGUCCUGGUGGAAAAAAUAUUGUUGUUUUGUAUAGGAUGUUUUUUUCCUUUUUUACAAAGGCCUUGGAAAUGGUGGUUUAAUCACCGAGGUUGGUUUGAGGUGACUUUGGCUGAGAAUCUCUUUCUAUUCCAAAGUGCACAGUUAAGAUCCACCCCUGAACAUGCUGCUAAAAUUAUCUCUUUCCGACGGAGAUGGGGAAGAGCGUGAGUUGAGAAGCUGAGGUUGACCAAACUGAGAGUUUUCCCACUAGCGGUAGUUUCUUUGAUGGGGACUGCUGGCCUACACUUUGGUGGAACUGAAAGUUGAACCAUGAAUUCACUGUAUGCAGGUGUAGGAAGGGCUAGAACCAAGGGUUCUCUUAAGAAGUCUACACAACGACUGUGAGGGCUACUACAUAGUCAAAUUAUUUUUCCCCCCAAGUGGAUAUCUAAAACUGUGCCUCUUAGGACAUUUGGUUCAAAACGGAGCAUUUCCCUGCCUGUGUUUUUAGUCUUGUAGGCUUCAGGAAUACUACAGUCCAUUUCUGAAAUGUACAUUGUGUUGCUAAAUUAGCAGAAACGGCACGUGAAUCUGAUAUAUUUUUCUUAAAAUGAUAUGCCUACUUCAUGCACAGUGUAGGGACCUCAUAACAAAUAGAGCAGCUGUGCAAAAUUGUAUCUUCCUUGUAUACCCUGAUUGAUGGAUCCCUUUUACACCAUGAAAUGUGCAUGCUUGUUGACUUGGAAAAAAGGGGAAAUCAUAUUUUGAAUAGCAAUGGGCUUCUUUUCUAUUUAUAGAGGAUAUAUGACAGCUCAAUCAAAAAUGUAUCAAUAUCUGCAGAAAUAUGGUGCAAAUCAGCACUAUCCUGAUUUACCGUUGGUCAGUUGUAAUCUAUAACAUGAAAGGUUCUAAGUUGGGGAAAUCUUGUCUAAAUUCACAUGGAAACUUUUUUCCAUAAAAUAAUCUCAACUUUUUAGUCUUUUUUUGCUGAGUCUUGGGUAUCGCAAUACUGUGUCAUUGAAACAAUAUUCGCUCAUGUAAGAUAAACUGGAAUGAAGAAAAAAAACUUAUUAUCUGUUCAAAAUUCCAGAAAGUUUAUUUUUUUUAAGUCUGGAAAUUUACCCUGAGUAAAUAUGCAUAGUUGUUGGGAAAUGACUUUCAUUCAAAAGAUGCCAAAUCUUUUACCGGCAAUGUUCGUGUAGCAAUAAAUGAUGGCAAAUGCUGAUUUACCAAUGCUCAUAACUAUUUGGAGGACGUGCUUUUGUACAAGUUUUAUUUGGUCUUCCAUAUUUGAAUAAACCGAACAUUGGCUAAAUGCCACUUAUUUUGGUGGCUUGAGUGAGUUUUUAGGACCAUGCAAAGAAAAACAAAAGCAAGACAGCCUUUCUUUGCAAUGAAUUAAACUAUGUCUGAACUGUUGUAGAUUUAUUAUGUAAUUGCACAUCUGUUUUGGGGAUUCCUGUUCUAAUUAAGUAAUGCAAUACAGAGAUUAAUUUAACUAUAAUUGGGCUACUUUAGUAGCUUGUUUUUUCUGUCUAAUUUUCCUCCCUUGCUUUCGAUGUAGCCCUAUGCAUUUAUAAUAUGAUCAACCUAUGUUUGAACUUAAGAAAUAAUUCUUUAUCAUUCCUG
Molecule: messenger RNA, 2708 nt
Organism: Ahaetulla prasina
Lineage: Eukaryota; Metazoa; Chordata; Lepidosauria; Squamata; Colubridae
Gene: RHOU
Product: ras homolog family member U
Exons: 3
Coding region: 313-1134 (273 amino acids)
Biological process (GO): small GTPase-mediated signal transduction
Molecular function (GO): GTP binding; GTPase activity
Source: RefSeq, a predicted model, not a curated record